Daucus carota subsp. sativus is the source of this 1806-nucleotide messenger RNA. RefSeq names its product glycerol-3-phosphate acyltransferase, chloroplastic. The record is from RefSeq and is a predicted model, not a curated record. Gene Ontology annotation, cellular component: chloroplast stroma. Bases 100 to 1422 code for a protein of 440 amino acids. Gene Ontology annotation, molecular function: glycerol-3-phosphate O-acyltransferase activity. Gene Ontology annotation, biological process: phosphatidylglycerol biosynthetic process. NCBI's taxonomy places the organism in Eukaryota, Viridiplantae, Streptophyta, Magnoliopsida, Apiales, Apiaceae. The transcript is spliced from 13 exons.
CGCCACUCCAAAUCUCCAUUCAUCUACUCACCGAUACGUUCUCCACUUCUCCGUAUACACCCACACUCGCAUAUAAGAAACAAUUCUCUCUCUCUCUCUAUGACAAUUCAAAUUCACUCUACUUCACCUUCUCCCACACUUUUGUCCCUAAAACUUACUAGGUUUUCAUAUCUUCCGCCGGCGCCUACUCGCUGCUACUCUCUCCGAUCGAGUUUCCGGCGACAUUCGUCGCUCGCCGUGGUGCUUUGCUCGUCUCAGGUGCCGAGAGGCGUCGUUGAAUCUGGUGCGGAUACGCAAGCGUCUCCUUCUACUUCGCUCUCGAUGUCUCGCACAUUUCUCGAUGCGCGUUCCGGUGAAGAACUACUUUCUGAAAUUCGAAGAGAGAAGGAUGCUGGAAAGUUGCCUUCUAAUGUUGCUCUUGGAAUGGCGGAGUUGUACAAGAAUUAUAACGAGGCGGUUUUGCAAAGUGGAGAUCCCAAGGCAGCUGAUAUCGUUUUAUCUAACAUGGCUACAGUUUUGAACCGUAUCUUCAUGGUUGUGAAGGACACUUUCGUAUUCUCAGCAUAUCACAAGGCUAUUAGAGAACCUUUUGACUACUACAUGUUUGCUCAAGACUAUAUCCGGCCUCUGAUUAAUUUUAGGGAUUCGUAUGUCGGAAAUAUCUCUGUUUUUAAUGAAAUGGAAGAAAAACUUCGGCAGGGUGACAACGUAAUCUUAAUUUCCAACCAUCAAACUGAAGCAGAUCCAGCUGUAAUUGCAUUGCUUCUCGAAUCAACAAAUCCUUAUAUUGGGGAGGGCGUGACUUAUAUAGCAGGAGAUAGAGUUGUGACGGAUCCACUUUGCAAACCCUUUAGCAUGGGCAGGAAUCUCUUGUGUGUGUAUUCGAAGAAGCACAUGAAUGAUGAUCCAGAGCUUGUAGAUAUGAAAAGGAGAGCAAAUACAAGGAGUUUAAAGGAGAUGGCUAAGUUACUGAGGAGUGAAUCGGAAAUCAUAUGGAUCGCGCCAAGUGGUGGACGUGACCGUCCUGAUCCAGUCACGAAUGAAUGGUUACCAGCACCCUUUGAUGCUUCUGCAGUGGACAACAUGAGAAGGCUUAUGGAACAUGCUGGUCAUCCUGCACACAUAUAUCCAGUAGCUCUACUGUGCCAUAAUAUUAUGCCUCCUCCAGUAAAGGUUGAGAAAGAAAUUGGAGAGAGACGAAUGAUUGCUUUUCAUGGAACCGGAUUAUCAAUUGCACCCCCGAUAAAUUAUGAUAAAAUUUGUGAUGACUGUGCGAACCCUGAAGAGGCUAAAGUGGCAUAUUCACAGGCUCUGUAUGACUCUGUCAAUCAGCAAUACAAUGUUCUGAGAUCUGCUAUACAUGGGAAACACGGUCUUGAGGCAUCAACUGCUGCUAUCUCACUGUCACAACCAUGGCAAUAGUCUAUAUUGCAAGCAACUAUUCUUUACUCAUGUGUUAUAAUCAGGUUAUAAAAUCUUGACAUAAUUGUAUAGCUCUUCAUCCCAGAGAUAUAAUGAUUUCAUUGUCUAGUGCUGGGUAGAACCUCCAGUCAAGUUAUUGGAAGACCCGACUCAUUAGAAACCAAGUUGCAUGAAGAGAUGUUACUAGAUAAUCCAUGUACAGUUUUGUCUCAAUUCCUUGGUCAAUUCCAUUGGUAAGUAAUAUACAUCUUAUAUUUCAAGAACAAGGUAUCAGUGUAAUAGAAUUUACGCUAGACUAGUUUCCUAAUGUACAGUUGAUAGAUUUUUUUUUAUUAAAGUAACCAGGAGAAGAUGUGCAGAAAUCUGACUUCAUUCUGUGUUCAA